Molecule: messenger RNA, 292 nt
Organism: Drosophila teissieri
Lineage: Eukaryota; Metazoa; Arthropoda; Insecta; Diptera; Drosophilidae
Exons: 2
Coding region: 74-292 (72 amino acids)
Source: RefSeq, a predicted model, not a curated record
UCUAGCCCCGACCAGCUGUUUGCAAACAAAAUAUUGGCGUUCUAAUUAGUUAUUACUCGAUAUUAGUUCAUUAAUGGACUGCUGCGGCAACGAAGUGCGCAGCGAGAGUAUCUACAACAUGCUGCAGGCCCUGGUGGACUCGAAGGUGGUCAACGUGCAGCUUCUGUCGAUUGCCGUGGGCAUUUUCUUCGUGGUCCUGCUGCUGAAAAACAAUUUCCGCAGCUUUUCUGGCACUUCUAUGGUUUUUGGAGCACCCCACGAGGCAGUGACGUCACGCACAUUAUAUGUGUAA